Molecule: messenger RNA, 1050 nt
Organism: Rhinopithecus roxellana (golden snub-nosed monkey)
Lineage: Eukaryota; Metazoa; Chordata; Mammalia; Primates; Cercopithecidae
Product: heat shock transcription factor, X-linked member 3-like
Biological process (GO): regulation of DNA-templated transcription
Molecular function (GO): DNA-binding transcription factor activity; sequence-specific DNA binding
Source: RefSeq, a predicted model, not a curated record
AUGGCGAGUCAGAACACUGAACAGGAAUACGAAGACAAACUGGCCCCGUCUGUUGGUGGAGAGCCGACCAGUGGGGGGGACCCAUUUAGUUCUUCACCUGAUCCAAAUCCAGAUUCCAGUGAGGUUUUAUACAGACAUGAGGACCACGCCGUGAGCCAAGAUCCAGGCUCCCAAGUUAACUCACCACCAGAAGACCGAAACCAAUGCGUGGUCAACACGGAAGACAACCACCUUUUUAGGUUCUCCUUCCCAAGAAAGCUUUGGAUGAUGGUGGAAGAAGACAUAUUCAAGUCUGUGAGCUGGAACGAUGAUGGAGACGCCGUGAUCAUCGAGAAGGAUCUCUUUCAGAGGGAAGUUCUUCAACAGAGAGGUACAGAGAAGAUCUUCGAAACAGACAGCUUGAAGAGUUUCAUUCACCAACUGAACCUCUAUGGAUUCUGCAAAACACGCCCAAGCAACUCUCCAGGAAACAAGAAAAUGAUGAUCUACUGCAACUCCAAUUUUCAGAGAGACAUGCCCAGGCUACUUGAGAAUAUCCAGACUAAAGAUGACUUCAGAAACACCGCUCAGCGCCGUGUCCCAGCUCCAAAGAGAAAGAAGCUGGUACCUAUAAGACACUCCCCCCGAUUUCAUCACAAUAAUGCCAUGAAAGAAGCCAACAAUAUUCAGGGACCCAGUGACACCCAGUCCUUCUUGUCCCCUGGUAUGUGUUCCAUGAACAGUAUCACUGGGCAUUCCCUGGGAAGUGGGCCCCCUCAGGAGCCAAAUGACCCAAGCGGGGAGGGCACCUCUGAGGAUGUCACAUUUGCGUCUUUGACUACUGCACAGGGGAAGUGCACAGGGAUGGAAAGCACAGGGAAAGUGCCUAGUACCUUGGUUUACCCAGACUAUGAUUGUGUAAUGUCUUUGUACAAUACCCGUUACUCUAUUCUGUCGGUUGCCAUCUUGGUCAUGUCUCCAGAUGAGCCCCCUGAUGAGGAGGAGGAAGGCCCCUCAGACUACAAGUGUGUACUCUGUGAACACGUUGGGGACAAUCUUCCAAGUCCAUGA